UUACCUGCCAAAUUAACAUUAACCGAGGAUUCCCGUAUAUUAACAACCACCGCUGCCGCACCCACACCCUCGCCCUCCCCAUCACCAUCAUCGGGUCCACCAUCUGCACGUAGUACCCGUGCUAGCAAAUGGGGUCGCCUUUUGGGUAGUUCAAGUGUCGAUUCGGCUAGCGAUACCAGCGCCAAGGUAGCAGUUUCGAGAAGUUUGAGUGCCCGCGAAAGUCUGCGUGAAAGCACUGCCGCUCAGGCGAGGCAGAGUAGUACUUCGAGUAGCAAUGGUGGACAAGGCAAUAAAGUAUUCCCUAAGGCACCCAAACUGCAGGCGAGCCAAGCCACAUUGGCCCGCCAGGACACCAUCGAUGAGGGCGGCGAAGUCGACUCAUCACCGCCCAGCCGUGACAGCCGCGUCAUCAUCGAGGGCAGCAGCGCUCCCACCACCACAACAACAAUCAGCCUGGCCGCUAUCACGGCUAAAGACCGCAAUCUGGCGUUGGAACGUGAACGACAAAUCGAAAUGGCUUCAUCGCGUGCCACCACCUCGGAUACCUAUGAUACAGGUCUGCGAGAACAGCCUCCCACGUUGGCGCAACGUGAUCUGAUUGCCACCGUUUUGGAUCUGAAAGUUGAUGUACGCCUCGAAUUACAGCGCAUGCAACAGCGUAUUGGUCGCAUUGAGGACAUGCUGGGGGAAUUGGUGAAACGUUUGCAACAGCAUGAUUCCUCCGGCCAGACAACGCCUGCUGAUGAUAACGUGUGUGUAUGCGGUAGUUCGACGGCAACCACAGCGGCCAGUGGCAGCAGCUCAGGGGGCUUAGUUGGUAGACGCCCUGAAGGUGGGGCGACACAUUCCACCGCCACAACGCCAGCCGCCGAUACGGUCAUAACAAUAUCCACAGUUCCGCCGCCGCCGUCUUCGUCGUCCACCGCAACGGGCAUCAUCGGUGCGGCUGGCAUCGUUGCCGGUAGUGGAUUGGUGGUUGCGGGCGCCCCCUCCGCUUCGACAACAGCAGGUGCAGCUGCAACAGUAGUGAUGCCAACUACCGUUGCAGCAACUAGCUCAUCCAACCUGCUGCAGCCGGUACAAAUGGUUACCACAACGGGUGGCAAUGGUCUCGGACCCUUGAUGCUUAAAAAGCGGCGUUCGAAGAGCAGAAAAGCACCGGCGCCUCCCAAGCAGACCCAUUCGCAAGCCGCUGCCGCUAGUGCCGUUGUCCAGAGUCCUGAACAGCAGCGAUUACUCGAAGAAGAGUUGCCCACAAUGCAGCAGCAACUGCCGGCGGCACCAUCAACGGUGGCCACCACUGUUGUCGCCACAGCCUCAGGCAGUGCCGGCCAAGCUGGCACAACCACAGCCACCACCACAACCGGUGGUGGCCCAGCCAGCGGCUCAGCAGGUGUUGGUGGCCGUUCGAAACGUGAAUUUCUCUAG
Molecule: messenger RNA, 1428 nt
Organism: Musca vetustissima
Lineage: Eukaryota; Metazoa; Arthropoda; Insecta; Diptera; Muscidae
Product: potassium voltage-gated channel protein eag-like
Exons: 2
Source: RefSeq, a predicted model, not a curated record